Messenger RNA from Paraglomus occultum, 522 nucleotides. The record is from the annotation of a GenBank genome assembly. Lineage: Eukaryota; Fungi; Glomeromycota; Glomeromycetes; Paraglomerales; Paraglomeraceae.
AUGCCUGAUUUUAAUAAUAAUAAGAGAUUCAUAUUGACAGGUGGUGUGAGUAAACAGACUGCUGUAUUGGAAGUCGGAGUUGGACGUGCGCUUUAUUUGUACGACAGAACUUCCAUAAGCGGCCCCGCCUCAGCUACAAAACCGCUGUCAAUCGUUACUGCUCGCUUGUCGUUUCAAACAGAAAUGACGUCUUUCUACGACGAAGUAGAAAUCGAGGAUUUUGAGUUUGACGAAGAAACUCAAACAUACCAUUAUCCUUGUCCUUGUGGAGAUCGCUUUGAAAUCACUUUGGAUGAACUAGCAGAUGGAGAAGAUAUAGCUCGAUGUCCGAGUUGUUCUUUGAUGCUCCGUGUAAUUUAUGACCCGGUAAGAAGACAAAAACUUGCAAUGCUAGGGCUAUUGUAUAGGUUGAAUAUUGUUGUAGUCUACUCAACUGACGUAACGUGUGUUGCUACGCAGGAGGACUUCCAAGAAGGCGGCGGCUCAAGCGUUGAUCUACCCAUGCAGCCGAUUGCUGUAUAA